UAUGUAGACGCGCAGAGGCAGGGAGGUUUUUUCAGGUUUUAAAAAUAUAAAGAGGGACACACCCAAAAACCGAAACCCAGGGCAAAGCUGAAGAGCUCUGGUUGGAAUCUGCCUCGGUUAUAUUUCCAUUUUUUUUCUCAUUCAUUACCCAAAAUUCAAUUCCUGACUUCAAAUCCCAUGCGUUACCCCAACACCACCCAUCACCUCUUUUGAGCCCUUUUUUCACUUGCGAGACUAUCUCAAAAUGCAAUCAGGGUUCAAUUCCGGCAAUCAGGGUCUGCCGGAUUUUUACGCCGGAGGAGGGAGAUCGAUCGGCAGCACCAUGAGCAACCACCCUUCACAGCCUCAGUACCAACGAUCCCAGCUUCCGGGGCUGUUCAUGGACCCCACUGGUCCUCAGAUCGGUCGCCAAACGCAGAAUCUGCACCACAAUACAGCCGGGCUCAUCGGAAAAAGGUCUCUGGCCGAGUAUCAAUAUCAACAGCACCAAAACCCCUACCAGCAGAAUCUGACUAACCAGCAAAAUAUCUAUCUGCGGUCGCUCAAGCCCAAAACUACAGCCAAUUAUCAGCACUCAAAUUUCCAACACGCCUCCCCAAUCUCGCCUCUGUCACCAAUUGACUUUUCAUCUGCCUCGUCAUAUACAGGUUCGGAGAAUUCCAACACUUCUUCCACAACAUCCUCCAUGUUUUCGCAGCGAUAUAGGUUGCCCCUUCUUCAACAGCUCCGGCCGCAACCGGUAAUUAACCCGAUGUUUCAGGCAUCCUCAUCGCCUUACGUCAACCAUAACAACACUGUGCAGCCUCUUCAGAAUCAGAUUGUUCAGAACCGGGUUCCGGUUUCGGCGAUCGAGUCUGAGAAGAAGAUGAAUAACCCGGUUUCGUCUGUUGAUUCUGAGAAGAAGAUGAUUGACCACAGGCUACAGGAAUUGGAGAAGCAGCUCCUCGAUGAUAACGAUGAGGAGGAGGAAGGAGGCGACGCCGUUUCGGUUAUUACUAAGACCAACAGCGAGUGGUCCGAGACGAUACAGAAUCUGAUCGGUCCGAAUCAGACGACCCAGAAGCCGGUCUCGCCGUCGCCCACUUCGUCGUCGUCUUCAUCCUCCUCGGUGGCGUCUCCGGCGACUCUGACGUGUUCAAAGCAGUCGCUGAUGGAGGCCGCAUCGGCCAUUUCAGAAGGGAAAUCCGAGGCCGCGGCUGAGAUCCUCACGCGCCUGGCCCAGGUCACGAACCCGAGACCCAAUUCGGAGCAGAGGCUGCUUGAGUUCAUGGCUUCGGCGUUGAAGUCGCGGGUCAACCCGGUGGAUAAUCCGCCGCAGGUGUCGGAGCUUUUUACCCAGGAACACGCCGGGUCGACCCAGUGUCUCUACGAGCUCAUACCUUGCUUCCGCCUCGGUUUCAUAGCCGCUAACCUGGCAAUUCUGGAAGCCACAUUAGCGGACCAGUCGACGACCAAUAAGGUCCAUGUGAUUGACUUCGAUAUUGGGCAGGGCUUUCAGUACAGGCACCUCCUGCACGAGCUCUCCACGCGCCCGAAUGGGAAAUCCUCCGUCGUCAAAAUCACCACCGUUCCUGAUAAUGGCGGCGAGGACAGGUUGAGGUCAGUCCGUCAGAAUCUGAGCCAAAUGGCGAAGAAAUUGGGUGUGGGUCUUGAAUUCAACGUUGUGAGUCAGAAGCUGAGCGAGCUGAACCGGGAAUCGCUGGGAUGCGAACCGGACGAGCCGAUCGCCGUGAACUUCGCUUUCAAAUUGUACAGCAUGCCGGACGAGAGCGUCUCCACGGACAACCCCCGAGACGAGCUCCUGCGGCGCGUGAAGGGACUCGCCCCGCGCGUGGUAACGCUGGUCGAACAAGAGCUCAACACCAACACCGCUCCAUUCAUGGCGCGCGUGAACGAGUCGUGCGCGUAUUACGGGGCCCUGAUGGACUCGGUCGAGGCGGUGGCGAAUGACCACCAGGACCGAGUCAAAGCGGAGGAGGCGCUGAGUCGCAAGCUCGCGAACUCGGUCGCUUGCGAAGGGAGGGACCGCGUUGAAAGAUGUGAAGUGUUUGGGAAGUGGCGGGCCCGCAUGGGAAUGGCUGGGUUCGAGUUAAGGAGAAUGAGCCAAAGCAUGACCGAGUCGUUAGGCCAUCGACUCUGUUCGGGCAACCGAGUCCACCCGGGCUUCACCGUCAAAGAAGAAAACGGAGCCGUUUGCUUCGGUUGGAAAAGCCGCACUCUCACUGUCGCAUCAGCUUGGCGUUAACUUCACUCACUCCCAUUCCGUUUUUUUUUUUUUUAAUCAUUUUCUCUCGAAUAUUAUUAAUUGUUAUAAAAAUACUCCUUUUUAUUA
Messenger RNA from Rosa rugosa (rugosa rose), 2332 nucleotides. Its product is annotated as scarecrow-like protein 8. The transcript has a single exon. Lineage: Eukaryota; Viridiplantae; Streptophyta; Magnoliopsida; Rosales; Rosaceae. Gene Ontology annotation, molecular function: DNA-binding transcription factor activity; sequence-specific DNA binding. The coding region runs from base 245 to 2245 and encodes 666 amino acids. The record is from RefSeq and is a predicted model, not a curated record. Gene Ontology annotation, cellular component: nucleus. Gene Ontology annotation, biological process: regulation of DNA-templated transcription.